ACCUUUACAACUAUGACCUUCUUCUCAAGACAACUCCGAUUUUAUCGGAUGUCUCCCACAGACCAAGUCCAAACUAAGGAGAAAUGAGAGAGAGGGAGCCUUGUUUUCUCACCACCAUCGUCAUCUCUAACUUCUUCUAAAGCCCUAUUAAAGCCCCACACCACAGCGGGAUUGGGUCGCUCAGUAACCAUGGUUAACUGCCACCACCAUCAUCAUCUCUAGCUUCUUCUAAAACCCUAUUUAAACCCCAACACGCAGGUGUUUCGCUUUAGUUGAUGCUCCCCUUGCCAUUCCUCUCUCCAUGUCUCGAGAUUCUCUUAUCUUGCUCCACUGAAGUUCCUGCUCUCCCCCACCACCCUCCCGACCAAGAUUUUUCCCCCUUUCCUUUUUAAAGAAAGGAAGCUAACACAGAAGGGUGCAAAAAAACACCAUGUCCUGCUUCUUUCUGCUUGUCUUUCUUGCUUCUUGAUAAUAUAAGAGGAAAGGGGAGAAGCCUAUCAGGAAACACCCAUCUACUCUUUGUGCUUUCCUUUUACCACCCCCCCAACCUCUAUGUUGUAUCUGCGUUCUUUUCCUCCGAUUCCUCUCAGCUUCUUCUUCUUCUUCUUCUUCUCUACUUGUUCGCUCCAAACUGUGCCAACCAUCCGAGUUUUCUGUAUUUUCUUCUCUUUCUAGCUGAUGGUGUCUUAGAAAAGUCCCUCCACCUUACCUGUCUAGGUUACCCAUCUAAUUUUUGUCUUCUGCUCUCGAGCCUAUACUGCCAAAUCUCUUCAUCAACUUCCUUCUGUAGAUGGCUGUACAGGACCUGCCCGGUGGGCCAGGGUGCGGAGACGGUGGUGGCAGCACUUCACUUCUUCACCGUCUCGUGGGGAUCAUGCUGCUUUUCUUCUCCGACCCCGACGGGGAGCUUCUCCGGCUGGUGGCGGAGGAGAUGAGGGAGCUGUGGAGGAUGGUGACGCCCAUAGCUCUGCUUAACUUCGCUGUGUUCGCCCGGUCGACCAUAUCUGUUGCAUGCCUUGGCCGGCUGGGCAGCCUGGAGCUCUCCGGGGGAGCCCUGUCCGUCGGCUUCACCAACAUCACCGGCUACUCCAUCCUCUUUGGCUUGGCCUCUGGGAUGGAGCCCAUCUGCAGCCAGGCCUUCGGCUCCAAGAAUUGGGAUCUAAUCUCCCUCUCCCUGCAGCGUACCAUCCUCAUCCUUCUGACCGCUGCAUUGCCCAUCAGCAUACUCUGGCUGAACCUUGGUCGCCUUCUCACCGCCCUCGGCCAGGACUCCGCCAUCACCGCCGUCGCUGCCACCUACGCCCUCUGUUCGCUCCCCGACCUCCUCACCAACUCCGUCUUCCAGCCCCUCCGCGUCUACCUCCGCUCCCAGAAGAUUACCACGCCGCUUAUGGUCUGCUCCGGCGUUGCUGUCCUUCUUCACAUUCCCCUGAACCUCCUCUUUCUCUUCGUCUUCAAGCUCGGCGUCCCUGGCGUGGCCGCCGCCUCGGUCCUCACCAACUUCAAUAUGGCCUUCGGCCUCAGUGCUUACCUCUUCUUCGCUGGCGGCCGAAAGGUGGCCUGGACAGGGUGGUCUCUGGCGGCGUUCGAUGUCCGCCAGUGGUGCCCACUUCUCAAGCUGGCGCUGCCGAGCUGCCUGGGUAUAUGCUUGGAAUGGUGGUGGUACGAGCUUAUCACGCUGGUUGCCGGUUACCUGCCGGAGCCGGAGGUGGCGGUGGCCACGACGUCCAUCGUUAUACAGACAACAAGCUUGAUGUACACGCUGCCCAUGGCGCUGGGUGCCUGUGUGUCAACGCGGGUGGGGAACGAGCUCGGAGCGGGGCGGCCAUGCAGGGCGAAGAUGGCGACGAUGGUGGCGCUCGGCUGUGCUGCGGCCGCCGGGGUGGUGAACUUGGCGUGGACGGUGGCUGUCCGGGAGAGGUGGGUGAGGUUCUUCUCCGACGACGAGGCGGUUGUGGCGCUUGCGUGUUCGGUACUGCCACUGAUCGGGGCGUGUGAGCUGGGAAAUUGCCCUCAGACAACGGGGUGCGGGGUGCUCAGGGGGACGGCCAGGCCCUCGGUGGGCGCGAGGAUCAACCUUCUGGCCUUCUACCUCCUGGGGAUGCCGGUGGCGGUGGGGUUGGCCUUCUGGUGCGGCGUCGGUUUCAAGGGGCUGUGGUGCGGGCUUCUCGCGGCCCAGGUGGCGUGCGUGGCGUGCGUGCUCAUGGUGGUGCAGAGGACCGACUGGACGGAGGAGGCCAAGAGAGCCAGGAAGCUUACCAGCAUGGAGAUGCCCUGCCGCCGCGGCGCCACCGUCGCAGCGGCGGACGAUGAUCUUGAUAGUGCUCUUGAUGAUGGUGGUGGUGAUGACAUGGAACGGCAGGCUUUAAUAAUUGUGUAAAAGUGCAUGUAGCUCUCUGCCAUAUCAGGAGAAACGUCCGGCUUCGUAAUGUCCCUUUCUUUUUCUUUUUCUUCCUAAGCGUUCUUUUUCCCUUGCGGUUUUUCUUUUUUGUUCUUCCUUUUACUUUCAUGUUUUUAAUUUGCAUGUAUGAAAGACGGGUCCUAUCCUUCACUGAGUUUCUUUUCCUUUCUCGUUGUCUUUUUCUGUAAAAAAAAAAGUCCGUUCUGUAAUUUUCUUUUGUUACUUCUGAAGAAAUGGAAAAACGGUUUUAGCAGUCGCA
Molecule: messenger RNA, 2660 nt
Organism: Nymphaea colorata (pocket water lily)
Lineage: Eukaryota; Viridiplantae; Streptophyta; Magnoliopsida; Nymphaeales; Nymphaeaceae
Product: protein DETOXIFICATION 54
Exons: 1
Coding region: 791-2380 (529 amino acids)
Biological process (GO): xenobiotic detoxification by transmembrane export across the plasma membrane
Cellular component (GO): membrane
Molecular function (GO): xenobiotic transmembrane transporter activity; antiporter activity
Source: RefSeq, a predicted model, not a curated record